AAUUUGAUAUAGAUAAGAUAUAAACAUCAGUUACUUUUAAUAUUGAAAUAAAUGAUUAGAAGCUUCUUAUUAUCAAUAAAGGAUGAGAGACAACUGUUAAACAUUAGGUGCUCAGUUUCGAACCAGAGAUGUCCACCAACAACAAUUCCAGCAAACUGGACUUCGAGAUCGUCUUGGCAAAGUUCGAGUCAUCUCUAACUGAUGAAGAAGAUACCGAAUUGAAAGCCUACAUAGAAGGCUACGAAGAACUGUACAAGUUUUUCACUCUUAUGGGCACCAUUUUCACAUUUGUGAGUAAAGAUUUGGUCUCCAAAAUGGAAAUUAUGAACGAAUUAAUGUCCGAAAGUCCUGAGCAAUUUAGGACAGUUAAAAGGAUGAUUGAACACGAGAAGAAUAACGAAUUGUUAACAAAAAAGGGUUAUACGUCAGGGAGCAGGACACUAUUAAGAUUACACCGAGGUCUUAACUUCAUCAAGGAGUUUUUACAAGGAGUAAGUGGGAUAGAUGACAAGGAGGGAACUGCCACGGUUUGUAGGAAGGCUUACGAAGAAACGUUGGCAGAACAUCAUACAUUUCUGAUAAGGAAUGGGGCCAAGAUGGCAAUGGGUGCCAUGCCUACCAGAGAACAGUUACUCAAGAAGAUUAUCAGUGACGAUCCCAAAGACAUUGAAAAUGUGAUGCAAACAGUUCCUAAAGUAUUAGUUGUUCUUAACACAGUUUUUGAAAGAAUAGAUUCAGUUUAUACCGAACACAGUUUACAUGAACUCCCUUAAAUUUAAUACAGAGUGUUACAAAACAUUUUGUAUUCACAUUUUCUUUCAUUUAUAUUAAACAUAGAACACUGUGAAUAUAUUGUAAUAUGAACGCACGGUUUGUUUUCAGAGCGGACACAGGGACUUUAUUUUUGUAAAAUCUGUGCAAAGGAAUACAUAAAUAACAUAAAAAUCGA
Molecule: messenger RNA, 949 nt
Organism: Agrilus planipennis (emerald ash borer)
Lineage: Eukaryota; Metazoa; Arthropoda; Insecta; Coleoptera; Buprestidae
Product: ceramide-1-phosphate transfer protein
Exons: 2
Coding region: 129-773 (214 amino acids)
Biological process (GO): intermembrane lipid transfer; ceramide transport
Cellular component (GO): cytoplasm; membrane; cytosol
Molecular function (GO): ceramide 1-phosphate binding; ceramide 1-phosphate transfer activity
Source: RefSeq, a predicted model, not a curated record